Symphalangus syndactylus (siamang) is the source of this 945-nucleotide messenger RNA. RefSeq names its product olfactory receptor family 51 subfamily G member 2 (gene OR51G2). Gene Ontology annotation, molecular function: G protein-coupled receptor activity; olfactory receptor activity. NCBI's taxonomy places the organism in Eukaryota, Metazoa, Chordata, Mammalia, Primates, Hylobatidae. Gene Ontology annotation, biological process: G protein-coupled receptor signaling pathway. The record is from RefSeq and is a predicted model, not a curated record. Gene Ontology annotation, cellular component: plasma membrane.
AUGAUCCUGGGAUCCCUGGGAAACAGCAGCAGCAGCUUUUCUGCUACCUUCCUGCUGAGUGGCAUUCCUGGGCUGGAGCACACGCACAUCUGGAUCUCCAUCCCACUGUGCUUCAUGUACCUGGUUUCCAUCCUGGGCAACUGCACAAUUCUUUUUAUCAUUAAAACAGAGCGCUCACUUCAUGAACCUAUGUAUCUCUUCCUGUCCAUGCUGGCUCUGAUUGACCUGGGUCUGUCCCUUUGCACUCUCCCUACAGUCCUGGGCAUCUUUUGGGUUGGGGCACGAGAAAUUAGCCAUGAUGCCUGCUUUGCUCAGCUCUUUUUCAUUCACUGCUUCUCCUUCCUUGAGUCCUCUGUGCUACUGUCUAUGGCCUUUGACCGCUUUGUGGCUAUCUGCCGCCCCUUGCACUAUGCUUCCAUUCUCACCAACACAGUCAUUGGCAGGAUUGGCAUGGUCUCUCUGGGUCGUAGUGUAGCACUCAUUUUUCCAUUGCCUUUUAUGCUCAAAAGAUUCCCCUAUUGUGGCUCCCCAGUUCUCUCACAUUCUUAUUGUCUCCACCAAGAAGUGAUGAAAUUGGCCUGUGCUGACAUGAAGGCCAACAGCAUCUAUGGCAUGUUUGUCAUCGUCUCUACAGUGGGUAUAGACUCACUGCUCAUCCUCUUCUCUUAUGCCCUGAUCCUGCGCACCGUACUGUCCAUCGCCUCCAGGGCUGAGAGAUUCAAGGCUCUUAACACCUGUGUUUCCCACAUCUGUGCUGUGCUGCUCUUCUACACUCCCAUGAUUGGCCUCUCUGUCAUCCAUCGCUUUGGAAAGCAGGCACCCCACCUGGUCCAGGUGGUCAUGGGUUUCAUGUAUCUUCUCUUUCCUCCUGUGAUGAAUCCCAUUGUCUACAGUGUGAAGACCAAACAGAUCCGGGAUCGAGUGACGCAUGCCUUUUGUUACUAA